GGAGCGGCGGGGAAAAGGGACUUGAUCUGAAAGGGCGAGUGCAGCCCGGGGGGCGCGGGGUCGGGUCCGCGGCGGGCAGCGCCUGUCCCGGCUCGGCCGGCUGCCGGGCCGCCCCUUCGGAGCUGCCAAGAGAUCAAUUGCUUGAUGAACUGCAGCUGAAAUAUUUAACGCUUCACACUUACGCCAUUGAGGAUGGAGCCCAAAGCCAACAAUCUCGUUUUCGGGUGUCAGCGAAGCUCAACGUCUGACGAUGACUCUGGCUGUGCCUUGGAGGAAUAUGCCUGGGUCCCCCCGGGCCUCAGACCGGAGCAGGUCCAGCUGUAUUUCUCCUGCCUGCCAGACGAGAAGGUCCCGUACGUUAACAGCCCUGGAGAGAAACACCGCAUCAAACAGCUUCUCUACCAGCUGCCGCCCCACGACAACGAGGUGAGAUACUGCCAGUCUUUAAGUGAAGAAGAAAAGAAGGAGCUGCAGAUGUUCAGUUCUCAGCGCAAAAAGGAGGCGCUCGGCCGAGGCACCAUCAAGCUGCUCUCGAGAGCGGUGAUGCACGCCGUCUGCGAACAGUGUGGUACAAAAGUAAAUGGUGGUGAAGUUGCAGUUUUUGCCUCAAGAGCUGGGCCCGGGGUGUGCUGGCAUCCCUCGUGUUUCGUGUGCUUCACCUGUAACGAGCUGCUCGUUGACCUUAUCUACUUCUACCAAGAUGGGAAAAUUCACUGCGGCAGACACCACGCUGAACUUCUCAAGCCUCGAUGUUCAGCCUGCGAUGAGAUCAUUUUUGCUGAUGAGUGUACGGAAGCUGAGGGUCGCCACUGGCACAUGAAGCACUUCUGCUGCCUUGAGUGUGAAACGAUCCUGGGUGGACAGAGAUACAUCAUGAAGGACGGGCGACCAUUCUGCUGUAACUGUUUUGAGUCCCUCUAUGCGGAAUACUGCGAGACCUGCGGGGAACACAUUGGUGUUGACCACGCUCAGAUGACCUAUGAUGGACAGCACUGGCAUGCCACAGAGACUUGCUUUUCUUGCGCUCAGUGCAAGACCUCUUUGCUUGGCUGCCCUUUCCUUCCAAAGCAGGGGCAGAUUUACUGUUCAAAAACCUGCAGCUUGGGAGAGGACGUUCAUGCCUCCGACUCUUCUGAUUCCGCGUUUCAGUCUGCUCGAUCCAGGGAUUCCAGGAGGAGCGUCCGCAUGGGGAAAAGCAGCCGCUCGGCCGACCAGUGCCGCCAGUCUCUCCUCCUGUCCCCGGCCCUCAAUUACAAAUUCCCUGGCCUGUCAGACAACGCCGAUGAUACUCUUUCUCGUAAGCUGGAGGACUUAAGCCUUUCAAGGGAAGAGGCGAGCUUUGUCAAUGAAGACUUCUGGAAAGGAAGAGUAGAGCAAGAAAUGCCUGAGGACCCUGAAGAAUGGGCUGAACAUGAAGACUACAUGACUCAACUUCUUCUGAAGUUCGGCGAUAAAAGCCUCUUCCAGCAGCCCGCUGAAGUAGACAUUAGAUCAAGCGAACACUGGAUUUCUGACAGCAUGGUCAAGAGCAAGUUGGACUUGAAAAAGAAUAAUCCCAGCCUAGCAAGUAAGAAGUAUCAAGCAGACAUGUACUGGGCCCAGUCGCAAGAUGGUUUGGGUGACUCUGCCUAUGGCAGCCACCCGGGCCCUGCCAGCAGCAGGAAAAUCCAGGAGCUAGACAUGGAACAUGGGGCGUCAGGAUACAAGCAUGACCAAGCGCCGUGGUAUGGAGGUUCACUUGAGUGUUUGUCUGACCUGAAACAGCAAGAACAGAGUGUUCGAGACUCAAUGGAUUCGUUGGCUUUGUCUAACAUAACAGGGGCUUCGAUGGAUGGAGAAGGCAAACCACGGCCAUCUCUCUACUCUUUGCAAACUUUCCAAGAGCUGGAGGUAGAGGACUGUGAGAAAAUGAGCAACAUGGGAACCCUGAAUUCUUCAAUGCUCCACCGGAGCACAGAGUCCUUGAAGAGCCUGAGCUCAGAGUUGUGUCAGGAAAAGGUCUUGCCAGAGGAAAAGCCAGUGCAUGUGCCCGUUCUGAGAAGAUCUAAAUCCCAGUCUCGACCGCAGCAAGUGAAGUUUUCAGAUGAUGUUAUUGAUAAUGGGAGUUACGAGAACGUUGAAAUACGGCAGCCCCCCAUGAGUGAAAGGACUCGUAGGCGCGUUUACCAUUUUGAAGAGCGUGGCAAUCGGCCUUCCCACCAUCGCAGAAGAAGUAGGAAGUCUCGUUCAGAUAAUGCACUUAACUUGGCCGCAGAAAGAAGAUGCUCUCCCAGGGAGAGAUUUCGUUAUUACUCCCCUCAGGAUCAUGAGAAAUUUAUUCAAAAUAGAAGCUCACGUGAGAUUCGGGCAUACAUUCAAAACGCGGAGCUGUAUGGACCAUAUGCCCAUACGAGGUCCGAUUACGCACUGCGCAACCAGAUGGUUGACAAAUUUUUUGGGUUGUACGGUGAGGAAGAUGACUCCUGGUGCUCGACUUCAUCCUCAUCAUCCGAUUCUGAAGAGGAAGGGUAUUUUCUAGGACAGCCCAUCCCCCAGCCACGGUCCCUGAGAUACCCAUACUACACAGAUGACCUUUCUAGUCCAACUACUGCGUUAUCAUCUAGUUCUCAGUUUGGACAAAGGACAACCAAAUCAAAGAAGAAGAGGGGACACAAAGGAAAAAAUUGCAUCAUUUCUUAAUUUGUUUUAACGCUCGGGAAGACCAGUCAACUCCAUAGCUACAGUCUGAACCACGUCUUUUUAUAUUAAUAAUUGUACUUAGGCAAGUUGCUGAGGUUCUUAAUGCUUUGCCAGUGUAAAUGAUAACCCUGCCAGAGUUUACAUUGUACAAGUAACAUUCGGAAAUGUCCCCGUGCCAAAUGAUGACCCGCUCAGAUAUUGCUGGGUUUACAAACUAUCUUUCAGCUGUCAAAAGGCAGUUACUGCAGUUCUUGACACAGACUUUUUGUAGGCGUUUUAUUUUACGCUCUCUCCUCGCCUGUGCUGAAUUAUCUCAGAGGGGGGGUUCAACAAAGAUCAGUAAAUACAGUUGAGGGUCCUGUGCCGUAGCUCUACCCGCACAAGGUGAUCUUUGACUUUUUCCUCUUACCGUCAGGAAAAAGAAGGCUCUGUUCUGUGCCCUUUCUCCAUUGGCAAAGCUCACUCUUCCUCUUUUAAGUUUCCUUACAAAAAACUGGAUUUUGGUGGGUUUUUUUUUCUUAAAUCUGGAAAAACACUCCUUUUCCAAAGAGUCCACUGUUAAGGAGGCUUGAGGCCUUGAUGUAUCCUAAGGAGGCGGUAAAUGGUUUAUACAUUGAAUUUCCAUGUUCUUCCCUCCACAGUUUUUUAAGAAUUCCCUGCCUCUGUAAGGGUUUAGGGGUUUUUUUAAUGCCUGUUUUAAGGAAGAUAUUAGUUCAGCUGCUGGAAUUGGGACUUGGCUGCCAAUGAGUGAUGAUGCCAGCAGUGAGCGAGAGGGAGAGCGGCGGCGGUGGCCUUUGCUCGGGCACGUAACCCCCCAUUUAAGUCAAUGAAUCUACUUACGUAACGAAUACUUUCAUAAGGGCUUAAAGGAUUAGGCUCCAGAAUCACGUCUUUGCAAAUGCAUUAUCCAGGUUUUAAAAAUGUAUUCGCUGCAAUUCUAAAUAAAUAAAAAAACCACAUUGAUAUUUAUAAUGUAGUAUUUCAUAGGCUUAAAUGUAUUCAUAAUUUAACAGUGCAAAUACUAAUGUACAUAUUGUACAGUUAAAAUUUUAAAAGCUGAAUAUUUUUAUAUCCCUGAAUUUGAAGAAGUUUGUUACAAUAUCAAACUAGAUUUGUUAGGGGUUUAACAGCAGCAUUAUGGAUGAAAAAUUGCUUGUAUUUUAGUCAGGGGUUUUAAGUCGAAAAAUACUGAAAAAUGUUUAGUGCAAAACCAGCUUAAUUUUGUCUACUAGGUAUGAAAAGCUCUGUAUGCAUGGUGGGGCUAUGUAAAUACUCUCUAAACUAUGGCCCUCUUAAUCUUGCAAGUGUUAUUUAUGGGUCAAGCAAAAUGUAAACUAUAUAAAUGUAAAAACCACGCAAGCCUGGAAUAUAUCAGUACAACAAAUAUGCAA
This is a messenger RNA of Calidris pugnax (ruff), 4070 nucleotides long. RefSeq names its product prickle homolog 1 (gene PRICKLE1). The transcript is spliced from 8 exons. Lineage: Eukaryota; Metazoa; Chordata; Aves; Charadriiformes; Scolopacidae. Gene Ontology annotation, molecular function: zinc ion binding. The record is from RefSeq and is a predicted model, not a curated record. The coding region runs from base 193 to 2679 and encodes 828 amino acids.